AUGCUUUUACCAAGAUUUUUUUUGCUUUGUUUGAUCUUCAACUUGGGUUCGACAAUGUUCUGUAAUUACUAUCCUAUGGAUGCCAAAGCAUGUAUCUCAAAAACAGAUGGAAUUAUGUGUAUAAAUCGGUUUUUAAAACAAAUUUAGGUGAAUUUAGUUAGUUUGAAAAUGCAUGCCUUUAAACUUCCAUAACCAGUUAUGGCUGUGAACCAACUUUAAAUAAGUUAGCUUGUCUAAAUUAAUUAACUAAUCCUGAUGAUUCUGAGGCAACAUGUAUUCUUAAAUAUAUAUAUAUAAUAAAGGUCUCUUUACUUCUAAAUGUCAGCUUGCCAAAAAAUAGCAUUUCAAAAAUUUAGGAUGCUCAAUAAAAUAUUCAAAAUAUGGAUGCAUGAAUGUGUAAAAAAAAGACUGUAUUUGGAAUAAGGGAUGUUAUGAAUAUGAAAAUGAAAUACCAUUAGGAGAUGAAUGUUCAAAGAUUUUUGGAGAAUCUGUGACUCCAUCUUUAUGUUAAAAGAUUCAAAAUAUUUCAUGUAUUAUAUAUAAACAUUAACAUAUAGGUAUGAGUAAUGGUUUUGAAGGAGAUUAUUAAUGUGUAUCUGUUACAGAACAGUAAUAAUCUUAGAUUCUUUGUAAUUAACUAGGAUUGAACUAGUAAGGAUGUAUUUAAAUAACCACAAAAGAUUAAGCUUGUAUAUUUAAAUAUUAAUACUAUAGGUAUUUUCGAAAAUAACCAGUGUAAAAAUGUAUUAUCAACAUACCCGUAAAAGUGUAGUUUAAUGCUGAAUCGAUUGGGAUGUUUAUAAAUCAUUAACCCAAAAUUGAAGUGUCAAUGGAAAAACAAUACAUGCAUGGACUUCAUUGAUAAAAAAUAGACAUGUGAAUAAAUAACUGAAGUAAAUUCUAUAGUUUGUUCUGGAUUUAAUGGAAUAUGUUUAUAUGAUUCUAUAAAUAAGCAAUGCAUCAAUCCUACUAGUAAUUAAUUAGAAAAGAUUAAAUGCAAUACUUUUGGAUUAACCAAAUAAGCAUGUCUUUAAAUUAAAAACUAAUAUUGUACUUUCUUUAAAGGAAUAUGUGAAGAAUUAUCUAUAUCUGAUUUAAAGUUAUUUUAAUGUAAGAUGGAAUUGAAUGAAGAUGCUUGUAUUAAUAUAUAGACUUAAUUUCAAUAUUGUAAAUGGGAUGGAGUUUAAUGCACAAGAAUUUAAUUAAAUUAAGAUAUAAAUUGUCCAUUAGAUUCUUUGAAUUCAGAAUCUAAAGUGAAUGGAAAUGUUUGUUAAUCUAUAUCUAAACCAGGAGUAACAUGUAAAUAUAAUGCAAAUACUCAUUUAUGUGUUAGAAGUACUGAAAAAGAUUAUUGCAAUUCACCUUAUCUUAAUUUAUAAGGUUGUGUUAGUAUUACAAGUGCAGGAUAUGCUUGUUAAUGGACAAAAGAUGGAUGUGUUAAUAUAAAAAUAGUAGCUAAUAAAACUAAAUGUGAAACUCUUGGAUUUGCUAAUGCAAUAUCUUGUUCAUAGGUUUAUGAGAAUAAUUCUUUAGGUUGUUAUUAUGAUCCAUCAUAUUAAUAGUGUAAAUCCAUUAUUCUUAAAGAGGAAGAAAUAUUCUUAAAUUCUAUUAAUUGUUCAGAUACAAAAUAUGGUUAUAAUAAAUCAAUAUGUGCAUCAAUUACAACUCCUGGUUAAGUAUGUAGAUGGUAUUAGAAUUCAUGUUAAUAAAUAAGAUCAAAAGAAUAAAUAGCAUAAAUUUAGUGUAUAUAAUUAUAAUUUGUUAAUAAAUAUGCUUGUGGAUUUGUAGAAUAUGGUAAAGAACCUUGUAGAUAUUUGGAUCUUUAAAAAGGUUGUGUUAAUUCAAUUGUAAAUAAUAUGAAUUGUGCAACUCCUGGAUUAAAUUCUUUUGCUUGUGCUAUAGCAAGUGGUAGUUGUUAUUUUGAUACAAAUACUAAUUCAUGUUAAUAUGUUUCAAAUCCAUAUUAAUAAUAAUCAUAAAUUACUGCUGCUGCAAAAGCUGAAUUAUUAAAUACAAUGACUUGUGAUGCUAGUUCUCCAACAAUAGAUAUUUGUGCUUAGAUUGUAACACCAGGAUAAAUUUGUAAUUGGUCAUUUAGAACAAAUAGAUGUUAAAAUCUAUUUAUUCCAUUUAAUUCUCUUUGUAAUAACUAUUUGGGAACAAGUGUAGUAGUAAAUGCUAAUACAUGUGCAGCAAUAGAGAAUGAAUUUCCAGAUUAUGAUCCAGUUGAAGGUGCUAAAGUUGAUAUAAAUAGAGCAAAUUGUAAAUUCAAUUCUAAAACAUCAAAUUGUGAAACUAAUAAAGAUGGUUGUUCAACUCCUUGUUGUACAGAACCAGAUAAAAUUGGAAUAAAUGCUCAUUCUUGUAGUAAAUAUUCAUCAAAAGAUGUGAAUACAUAUUGUUUUUUUAAUAAUGAUUUAAGAUGUCAAUAAUUAACAAUAGAAUAAGUUGGUGUAGUAAAUUAAGAUACAGCUAGAAUAUAUUUUAAUGCAAAUCAAUUUAAAUGUUCUUAGAUGUCUAUAAAUUCAUGUUAUAUGAUUACAUGGUCAACCAAAUAAAGAUGUUAUUAUAAUGGUUCAUCUUGUAUUAAUAUAAAUUAUGGAAAUUAUGUUGAUUUUAGUAUAUUUAUUGUUGCACCUAAAAUAAUGAAUGAAUAUGCAUGUUUAGGUAUUGAAGCAUCAAAAACAACAAAAAAUAAUUUGAAAUAUUUUACUUAUGAUUCAACAACAUUUACAUGUACUUCAAUAGAAGCUCCAGUUGAUAAAGAAUCAUGUGAAUAAGUAAUUGGUAAUAGAAAUUUAUGUCUUGCUACUUAGAUUACUUUAGGAAAUGGUUAUUGUAAAUGGGAUUCUACAAAUUUAAAAUGUGUAACAAUUACAAAAGAUGAAUUUUUAUAAAUAAAUACAUGCAAUUAUGGUUAAAAUAAGAAGGCAUGUAUUAGUCAUGCAAAUAUAGGAUGUCAAUUUAGUAUCACUAAUGAUAGAUGCAUUGAUACUCAAACAGAUGUAGAAUGUACAGAUUUUGAUAGUACUGGAUUGGUAAGUUCAACAGUAUGUUUAAAAAUUAUAAAAGAUAAAUAAAUGUGCAAAUUUGAUGAAUCAAAUAAAUGUGUUGCUCAUUCAGAUGAUGCUGUUGGAUGUAAUAUUAAUGGAGGUAAUGCAAUUACUUGUUAUUAUAAAACAACAUCAGCAGAAUGUAGAUGGGAUCCAAAAUCAUUAGAAUGUUAUGAAAAUAAAACAAAUAUUGCACUCUUGGGUUGUAAUGAUAAUUUAAAUAAGAAAUUAUGUCUAUAAGUAACUAAAGAACCAUGUGUUUGGGAUAUAUCUAAAUAUAAAUGUUAUAGACUACAAGCAAUUGAUUCAACUUCUUUUAAAAAAAUUGAAAGUGGAAGUGAAUACAAUAAAUAAACUUGUAUGACUUUAAUUGGAGAUUCUUACUAUUAUAAUGUAGUUACAGAUGAUGAUAAUAAUAAAUCACAUAAAUGCUCAAUUUUAACUUCUUAGAUGAGUACAUGCAAUUAAUAUUAUGCUAAUAAAUAAGCUUGUUUAUUAUAGACUAGAGGAAUAUAUUGUUAUUAUGAUACAAGUGAAUCUGAUUUAUCAAAAAGAUGCAAACCUUAUACUGCAGAAUAAACAUCAUGUACAACUUCAACUUAGAUCAAUAUUUCAGUUUGUAUGGAUAUACCUAAAUAAUGUUAAUUCAAUACAACUAAUUUAUAAUGUUUGAGUACUACAAUACAGGAAACUGAUUUAUGUUCAGAUUUAAGGAAAAAAUCUGGAUCUUAUUAUAAUAAAUUGUCAUGUUCAUCAAUUAGUACUGUUAUUGCUGAUUCAGAUGGAAAAUUUCAAUGUUACGAUAAAAAAGAUAAUUAAUAAACUUGUAAUUAUGAAAAGUAUUGUUAUUGGAAUUCAAGCACUUAUACAUGUGAUAUUAAAAUUUUACAUGCCAUAUCUUUUCAAGUUGAUAAAGAAUGUGAAACUAAGGACAAAACAGAUUCAGAUGGUAAUCCAGUUGUAGAUGGGGAAGGUAAUAAAGAAACUGAAGAAGUUUGUAAAGAUGUACCUAAAUGUAAUAAUGAUAAAAUUAGUGAUGCUCUUUAUGUUUAAGAAUGUUCAUACAGAUAUUCAAAAGCUCUUUGUUUAGAAAUGAAUGAUGCUUAAUGUUACUUUGAUUUAAAUUAAGGAGGAUGUAAUCCUAUUGCUUCAAAUGAAAGAAAAUUAUCAAGUUGUGACAAUGUUUAUAAUGUUGUGUAAAAUAAUUGUUUGGAAAGUUAAUCUAAAUAUGCAUUAUGUAAAGUAGAGACUAGUUCAGACAAAUAUCCAACUAAUUGUAAAACCUUAGAGAGAUCAGUUAUUAAAUGUACUACAAAUUCUGUUUUACUGUCAUCUUAUAAAUGUGCUGAUAUUCUAUCUUUAAGUAUAUCUAAAGGUGCUUGUGCUAAUGCUACAGAUAGUUGUCGUUAUGAAGCUGGUAAAUGUGUGAGCACUAUUACUAAAGAUAGCACUUGUACACCUUCUUGUGAUUCUAGUUUUAGUAAAAAAUUGUGUACAUAUUGUGGAUGUGAUUUUGAUACUUUAGGUGUUUGUUAAAAUACACCAGUAUAAUUGUUUCCUUAAUUAACUAAAAUUAAUCUUACACUUACAAGUGAAAAUGAUGAAAUUGAGAUAAAAACAAAUAAAUAUUUCUUAUGUUAUGAAGUAAAUUUAUUGAAUUCUGGUAAAGCAGAAUAAGUAUGUGGUAGAGUAUCAUAAUCUUGUAUUUACACAAAUAUGUGUGUUGAUGCAACAGGAUAUUCUUGUAGUUAAUUAUUAGAUCGAACAGUAACAGAAAAAGCUUGUGUUAGAUGCAAAGGAGAUUUGAUGAUUUAUGAUUCAAUUACUUAGAGAUGUAAAUCUUUAAAAAACACAACAGUUUCAUCAUGUGAUAAACUAAAUUAAAUAGCUUGUUUAUAAAGUACAACAGUUUCAUGUAGAUGGUUAGAUUAUACUUGUGAAUCAUUUACAACUGCAAAUAAUAGUGAUUGUUCAAUUUAUAAUAAUUUCUCUUGUUCAACUGUUAAUAAUUGUUGGGUGAAUCCAGCAACUAAAUUAUGUUCUACUUAUAUAGAAACUUUGGGAAAAUGUAAUGAAUUACCAAAUGAAAAUAUUUGUAGAAUUUCAAAUCUAUAAGCUUGUGUUUGGGAUCCAACAGCUAAAUAAUGUAAAGAUGCAAUAAUGGAUUCAGAUUACACUUGUGCUAAAUCCAAUAAAUUUGGUUGUUUAAAUAAUAAAGUAUAUUCUUGUGGAUGGUUAGAUAGUGAUCAAUGUGAAUCAAUAACUUUAGAUCCUGCUAAUUUUGUUAGCUGUUCAGAUUUCUUAGGAAAUGAUGAAAAUCUACCUGUUUACUUAUAUUUUAAUGCAUAAAUAUGUAGUUAAUUAGUUAUUGAAACUGAGGAUGCAGUUAAAUCAUGUUUUAGAGAUUAAAAUUAUUAAUGUAGAGAACCUAUUAUUACAGAUACUUUUAUUUGUACAACUCCUGGAUUAAAUAAGUAAUCUUGUAUCAAUAUAAUUGAUGAUAAUUGUAAAUAUGAAGAUAAUUAAUGUUAAUUAUAAACAAAUUUAGAAAUUGGAUGUUUAGAUAAUUUGAGUAUUGGUGCAUGUUUAAAUUAAAAAGAUACUUGUAAAUUUACAGAAGGAAAAUGUAGUGAAUUUGCAAUAACCUAAAUAAAUGACUUUUUAAAUGAAGAUGUAAAUUAUCCAUAUUCAAUAUCAGUAUGUUCUAAACUUGAUAAUAGUAAUGAAGCCUAUUAAGAAUCUUUUAUUUAUAAUUCCAUAUUAUAAAGUUGCAUAUAAAUUACUAAUAGAGAUCCUUAUAUUACUGAUUGUACUUUACUUGGAAUUAAUAAAUUUGCAUGUCUCACUAAAACUAAUACUUUUUGUAUUUAUAUUAAUAAUCAAUGUUAAAGUUAAACUAGAUCUUCACUUUAAUAAAUUUUAACAUGUUCUGAUACUUUGAAUUGGUAUUCUUGUUCUAUGAUAAUAACAGACAAAGGCACUUUAUGCAAAUUUAAAAAUAAUAGAUGUUAAGAUAUAGAUGAUAUAGUAGAUACUUGUUAAACAUUAUAAGAUGAAGGUGCUAUUGUAAAUUCUAAUGUUUGUUCAUCAAGAACUGAUUUACCAUGUAGAUUGAAUGUCUAAACUAAUUAAUGUAAUGUAAUUGAAGCAGAUUAAAUAUUUGUAUGUAAUUAAUAAGGAUUAAAUUUAAUUGGAUGUUUAUUUUAAACAGAAGGUUCAUUAUGUAUUUUUUAGGAUGGUUUAUGUUAAAAUAGUUAUGGAAAUAAUAAUUGUAAAGAUAAAAUCAAUAAAGAUAAAUGUUUAUCAAUAAGAACUAAAAAAUAAUAUUGUUAUUUUGAUGAUACUCUUGGAUGUCAAGAUAUAGUAAUAAAUUCAGAUUUAUCUAUUUGUGGUUAAUUUAAUAAACAAACUAAUCCAUUAGUUUGUGCUCUUGCUACUGGUGAAGCAUCUACUCCAUGUUAUUAUAAUGAUUAAGUUAAAAUGUGUUAAGAAUUUACAUCUGAAAUAAUAACAGAAUGGACUAAUAGAAUUUCUUUUAAUUCUAAAACUUGUUAACUCUAUAAAGAUGAUAAUAAAUUAACCUAUUGGAAAGAUGAGUGUUUAGAAAUACCUACAUAAUAAUUAUCUUAUCUUGAUUGUGAUAGUUAAUCCAAUCUAUUAGGAUGUGUAAGUAUUACUAAUCCUAAUGCUUAAUGUAUGUUUAAUAAAGUAAAAAAUCUAUGUGAAAAAGUCACAGAUUUCACAUAACCUUGCAUUAGUUAUGUUAAUAUUAAUUCAAGCAUUAUUUGUGAGAGAGUUAUUGAUAAUGCUUGUUAUUUUAGUAAUACUGAUUAAGCAUGUUUAAUACUUAAGCCAGAAGAUGAAAUCGAUUGUAGUGUAUAAACUAAUGGAUAUAAUGAAAUUGCAUGUAAAUAGAAUACCAAUUGUGUAUUCAGUGAUCAUUGUUAUUUAAAAGAAGAGGGUGAAUUUUCAUUAUGUAGUGAUGCAAAUACUAAUAAGACAUCUUGUUAAGCUGUAAAAUAUGAGUCAUGUUAAUAUAAAGAUAAUAAUUGCAGUAAAAUUUCUGAUACAUCUAUAAUUAGAUGUGAAGAUGCUAUUAAUAUAUUUGGUUGUUAAAAUAUUACUACUGAUGGAGUAUAUUGCAGAUUUAUAGAUGAUUUAUGUUAAGAGAUAAAUCCUUUAACAUUGAAAGAUACAACAUGUACAGAACUAACAACUAUAAAUAGUUUUAUUUAUUGUGAAUAAGUAUCAGUAGAUGAUUAAUUAUGCAAAUAUGAUAUUAAGAAAAAGGUUUGUGCUUUUACAGAACCAAUAGAUGAAUUCAGUUGCAAUAGAGGUUUAAAUCAAUUAGCAUGUUUAAAUAAAACUACUAAAUCACUUUAAUGUAAAUUUUGGAAUUAUUGUUAUGGACCAAAUUAUUAGAUUUUGAAUUGUGAUUAUACAUAAGUUGAUGAUUGUUGUACAUUUGCUUCCAAUUUAGAAUCAUGUUUAUUCUAAUCUUAAUUUAAUUGUCUUUGGAUUGAUAAUAAAUGUUAGAAAUAUACAUCAACUUAAACUGAUUGUAAUUUGAUUGAAAAUGCUUCUAGAAAUAUAUGUACAUCAAUUUAAAAUAGUUUUUGUAUUUUUGAUACUACAUUAAAAACAUGUAGAACAAUAAAUCCAACUAAUUGUGAUCAAGCAUAAACACCUGAAUAAUGUAAAAUAAUAAAAGGAUUACCUUGUUAUUGGAAUUCAAUAGUGGAGUAAUGUGAAUACAAAUAAAAAAAAUUAUAUGAUGAGUGUUAGGAUAUAGAAAAUGCAUCUGGUAAUAUGAGAGCAUGUUUAGAUGUAGAAAGACCAGGAUAAUUAUGUUAAUUUAUAAAUAAUUAAUGUAAAACAUUUAUUGAAAUACCAAAUUCUAAUAAUUGUUUAGAUAAUAUUAAUAAAGUAUCAUGUACAUAAUAAAUUGUAAAUGAAUGUAUUUGGGAAUUCAAAACUAUUAAAAUUAAGUUAACUUCAUUAGCCAAAUAAGAAACUGAAUUAAGUAUAGGUGAAUGUAAAAUAUUCACAGCUUUUGAUACUAUGAAUUGUUCAGAUUAACUUAGUUAUUUAGCUUGUUUAAAGAUUACAAAAAAAGGUGUUUAAUGUUAUUGGAAUGAUGAAUAAUGUUAAACUAUUCCUAUAAUUAAAGGAGAUAUAAUUACUCCUAAUACUUAUGUUUUAAUUAAUAGUAAUGCUUGUGCAUUAGUUAACAAUGGAGAUAUGGUUAGAUAUAAUUAAGAUACUUUAUCAUGUAUUAAAGAAACCAAUUUUGAUAAUUUAACCUGUUCCCCUAUGACUCCAGGUCUAAAUAAAUAGGCUUGUAUAAAAAAUUAAUUUUAGAAAUGUAGUUGGGAUGAAAAAAAUCAUGCUUGUGUAUUUGAAGGAAAAAGACUUUUAGUAGAAGAGUAAUUAUAAUCUCAUAGAUUAUUAUAAACAUAAACUUGCAAAAGAGAUGGAUUAGGACCAUAAUUAUGUUCUUAACUUUCUUUAUAAUUACCUUGUGGUUCAGGUGAAAUUGGUUGUGAUCUUAUUGAUAUUAAUACAGCAAUUUGUUCAGAUAAAGGAAUUAAUAAAUAUGCAUGUUUAAAUUUAAAGACUGGACCAUGUGUUUGGAUGUAAGAUUAAGAUGGUAUAUUUGUUUGUCAAGAUUAUAUUCCAUUUACUUCUUGUGAAUAAGUAUUUAUAGAUGUGAAUUCUUCUGUUUGUUCUUAUGUAUUAGAUGAUGCAUGUGUAUAUAAUAAAUAACUUAAUAAAUGUGAAAUUCCUACUGAAAAAUAUACACAAUGUGAAAUAGAAGGUAUUAAUGCUAUUGCUUGUUCUUUAAUAUAAGGUUGUAUAUUUAAAAAUUAGAAAUGUUAAACUUAAGAUCUUAAUUUGAAUGUACUUUGUAAUUAAGUUGAAUAAGCUAAUUAUUAAGUAUGUUCACUUGCUAUUGACAGAUGUAAAUAUAGUGAUUUAACUCAUGGUUGUAUUAAAUCUACAAUUACAGAUAAUUGUAACACUCUAGGUUUAAGUGCUUUAGGUUGUAAUGUUUUAGAUGAAUGUAAAUGGAGUGAUUCAAAAUGUUAAUGUCUUGCUUAUAUUGAAUAAUUCCCUAUAUGUUCAACAAUACUUGAAUAUAGUAAAUGUGAAAAUUUGAAUUAUUGUUUCUUUGAAGUUUCAGAAUCUAAAACCAAUAAAGAUAUUACUUAAUAUUUAAAAAACACAAAUUAUGGUACUUGUAGAGAUAAAAAAUGUUCUGAUCUUAUUGUUAAUGAAUGUUCAGGAACUGUUAUUGGAGAUGCUUAUUGUUAUUUAAAUACUAAAUCAGAAUGUUUACCUGCCUAUAAUUGUAAUGAUCUUAUUGCAACUUCUCUUGAUUGCUCUGUUUAUAAGAUUAAGAAUAAAAGAUGUAAAAAUAAAUUAACAUUAACUGGUUGUGAAAAUCUUGAUUGUAAUUCAUUAAAUUAAACUAAUUGUGAAUAAUUUAUAAAUGAAUGUGUUUUUGUUGGAUAUUGUAAAAAUAGAACUUGUGAAUAUAUGGGUAAAACAUAAUGUUUAUAAAAUGAUUGUGAUUGGAAUGAUUAAUAAGAAAAAUGUACUAUAUAAUUAGAUUGUUCAUAAAUAUCUACUAGUGAUAAUUGCAUUCUAAAAAAAUAAUAAGGAAUUUAAUGUGCAUGGAUUCCAACACUUAAUAAAGUUGAAGAAUGUACAUCUACUGGAUGUAGAUAUUUAGGUAUAUCAUAAGGAGAUUGUAUGGGUACACAUAUUGGAACUGAUGUAUGUGUUUAAAUGAACGAUUUCUCUUGUGUUUCAUGUGAAGAAAUCAAAGAUUCAUGUAUUUGUUUAAAUCAAUCUUAAUUCUGUUCUUAUGACAAUCUUAAUCAAAAAUGUAAAUCUAAGAGUUGUUAACAUCACAACCAAGAUGAUUGUCCAAAUACUCAUUGUAGAUUCAAUAAUUCAUUAAAAGUAAUUUUAUUUUAUUAUUAAUUUAGAUAUGCUAACCUUUAUGCUAAUAUAAUUAUAAUCAAUUAUAAUGUAAUUAAGCUGAUGAAUGUGUUUGGGAUUCUAUUAAUAAAAUAUGUGCUUCACAUUUAAGCAAUGUUAUUACGCCAUAAAUUAAUUUACCAGCCCCAAAUCAUGCAUAUAUACUAAUGCCCAUCUUUCUAGUGAUUUUAAUGAAUUUAUGA
This is a messenger RNA of Paramecium pentaurelia, 10243 nucleotides long. The record is from the annotation of a GenBank genome assembly. NCBI's taxonomy places the organism in Eukaryota, Ciliophora, Oligohymenophorea, Peniculida, Parameciidae.